Molecule: messenger RNA, 651 nt
Organism: Saprolegnia parasitica CBS 223.65
Lineage: Eukaryota; Oomycota; Saprolegniomycetes; Saprolegniales; Saprolegniaceae
Exons: 1
Coding region: 1-651 (216 amino acids)
Biological process (GO): glutathione metabolic process
Molecular function (GO): glutathione transferase activity
Source: RefSeq, a predicted model, not a curated record
AUGACGACGAACAAUGCGCUCCCGAGCUUGAGGCUCACGUAUUUCGACAUGCCGGGGCGCGCCGAGCUCAUUCGCCUCGUGCUGUCGCUGCACGACAUCCCUUUCGAAGACGAGCGCCUGACUCGGGACGCGUUUGCGGCGCGCAAGGCGUCGUUUCCGUUUGAGCAAGUGCCGACGCUCACGAUCAACGGCGUCGAGUUUGCCCAAGGUCACAGCCUCGCGCGCUACGUCGGGAAGCUCACGGGCAUGUACCCAUCCGACCCGAUCGACGCGCUGCGCGUCGACGAGAUGCUCUCGUUUCAGGAAGACGUGGUACAGGCGCUAAUCCCGAUGCUCCGCGAGCAAGACAUUGUGCGCAAGACGGCGCUCGCAAGAGAGCUCGCGAGCAGCAAGCUGCCGCACCUUUUUGAGCUGCUGGAACGGCGACUGGCGGUGACGAAAGGGACGUAUGUGCUGGCCGAGACCCUGACGAUUGCCGAUGUUACGCUGUAUGUGCUCUUUGCUACGUUCCAAUCCGGACGAUUCACGCCCAUGGACACUGCGUUCGUCGACGACUACCCGCACUGGCGCGCCAUCUACACCUCGAUGCACGGUCAUCCAAAGGUUCAAGCAUAUUACGCCCAGCAGGUCGAGCGGAGCAAGUCCGAGUAG